This is a messenger RNA of Choloepus didactylus (southern two-toed sloth), 1517 nucleotides long. It is a transcript of the gene VPS72, whose product is annotated as vacuolar protein sorting 72 homolog. Gene Ontology annotation, biological process: regulation of DNA-templated transcription; chromatin remodeling. Gene Ontology annotation, molecular function: ATP-dependent H2AZ histone chaperone activity. The coding region runs from base 66 to 1160 and encodes 364 amino acids. The record is from RefSeq and is a predicted model, not a curated record. The transcript is spliced from 6 exons. Gene Ontology annotation, cellular component: nucleus. Lineage: Eukaryota; Metazoa; Chordata; Mammalia; Pilosa; Megalonychidae.
CGCCGAGCUCCGAAAACCGAGCUGGGUGAGGAGAUGCUGGUGGCGGCGCAGUCUCGGUGGGCAAUAUGAGUUUGGCUGGGGGCCGGGCCCCUCGGAAGACUGCGGGGAACCGGCUUUCUGGGCUCCUGGAGGCAGAGGAGGAAGAUGAAUUCUACCAGACGACUUAUGGGGGUUUCACAGAGGAAUCAGGAGAUGAUGAGUAUCAAGGGGACCAGUCAGACACAGAAGACGAAGUGGACUCUGACUUUGACAUUGAUGAAGGGGAUGAACCAUCCAGUGAUGGAGAAGCAGAAGAGCCAAGAAGGAAACGCCGAGUAGUCACCAAGGCCUAUAAGGAGCCUCUCAAGAGCUUGAGGCCUCGAAAGGUCAGCACCCCAGCUGGUAGCUCUCAGAAGGCCCGAGAAGAGAAGGCACUGCUGCCGCUGGAACUACAAGAUGAUGGUUCUGACAGUCGGAAGUCCAUGCGUCAGUCCACAGCUGAGCAUACACGACAGACAUUCCUCCGGGUACAGGAGAGGCAGGGCCAGUCACGGCGGCGAAAGGGUCCCCACUGUGAGCGACCACUGACCCAGGAGGAGCUGCUCAGGGAGGCCAAGAUCACAGAGGAGCUCAAUCUGCGUUCACUGGAGACAUAUGAGCGGCUCGAGGCUGACAAAAAGAAGCAGGUUCAUAAGAAGCGGAAGUGCCCUGGGCCCAUAAUCACCUAUCAUUCUGUGACAGUGCCACUUGUUGGGGAGGCAGGCCCCAAGGAAGAGAAUGUCGAUGUAGAAGGACUAGAUCCUGCUCCCACAGCAUCUACAUUGACUCCUCAUGCCGGGACUGGACAGGUCAUUCCCCCAGCUCGCUGCUCACGUACCUUCAUCACUUUUAGUGAUGAUGCAACAUUUGAGGAAUGGUUCCCCCAAGGACGGCCCCCAAAGGUCCCUAUUCGGGAGGUCUGUCCUGUGACCCAUCGCCCGGCCCUAUACCGGGAUCCUGUUACAGACAUACCAUAUGCCACUGCUCGAGCCUUCAAGAUCAUCCGUGAAGCCUACAAGAAGUAUAUCACUGCCCAUGGACUGCCGCCCACUGCCUCAGCCUUGGGCCCUGGCCCACCACCUCCCGAGCCCCUCCCUGGCCCUGGGCCCCGAGCCUUGCGCCAGAAAAUCGUCAUCAAAUGAAAAAAUGUCUAGUCCUUAGAAAUCAAUUUCCUGCCCUGAUUUGGGGCUCUUGAUGUUACCUCUUCUCUCCAUGUUUCUCCCCUCUGUCACCUCUGAUCAUUGCCCAACACUCUUCUUUAUUUCUUUUCCCAUCUUCCCUUCUAGUUCCUGCUGGUUUUGUGAGUUUUAAUCUAACAAAAUAGAAAGGUCCCUUUUGUCUUGUGUCUUCUAUAGGGUUGGGAGCAAGAAGUAUUUGUUUGUGAAUGCCUAAGUAUAUAUGGGUCUUUAUUUUUGAUAGCAUUUAUGAUGAUUCUUUUAUGAUUCAUGGUUUCUUUUUAUUAUAUAUUUCAAGUAGAUUAAAAAUGCCAUAAAAACAGA